ACACCCAGGGGGGACGCCAAGGGAGCAGGACGGAGCCAUGGACCCCGCCAGGAAAGCAGGUGCCCAGGCCGUGAUCUGGACCGCAGGCUGGCUGCUGCUGCUGCUGCUGCUUCGCGGAGGAGCGCAGGCCCUGGAGUGCUACAGCUGCGUGCAGAAAGCAGAUGACGGAUGCUCCCCGAACAAGAUGAAGACAGUGAAGUGCGCGCCGGGCGUGGACGUCUGCACCGAGGCCGUGGGGGCGGUGGAGACCAUCCACGGACAAUUCUCGAUGGCAGUGCGGGGUUGCGGUUCGGGACUCCCCGGCAAGAAUGACCGCGGCCUGGAUCUUCACGGGCUUCUGGCGUUCAUCCAGCUGCAGCAAUGCGCUCAGGAUCGCUGCAACGCCAAGCUCAACCUCACCUCGCGGGCGCUCGACCCGGCAGGUAAUGAGAGUGCAUACCCGCCCAACGGCGUGGAGUGCUACAGCUGCGUGGGCUUGAGCCGGGAGGCGUGCCAGGGUACAUCGCCGCCGGUCGUGAGCUGCUACAACGCCAGCGAUCAUGUCUACAAGGGCUGCUUCGACGGCAACGUCACCUUGAUGGCAGCUAACGUGACCGUGUCCUUGCCUGUCCGGGGCUGUGUCCAGGAUGAAUUCUGCACUCGGGAUGGAGUAACAGGCCCAGGGUUCACACUCAGUGGCUCCUGCUGCCAGGGGUCCCGCUGUAACUCUGACCUCCGCAACAAGACCUACUUCUCCCCUCGAAUCCCACCCCUUGUCCGGCUGCCCCCUCCAGAGCCCACGACUGUGGCCUCAACCAUAUCUGUGGCCUCAACCACGUCUGUCACCACUUCUACCUCUGCCCCAGUGAGACCCACCUCCACCACCAAACCCAUGCCUGCCCCAACCAGUCAGACUCCGAGACAGGGAGUAGAACAUGAGGCCUCCCGGGAUGAGGAGCCCAGGUUGACUGGAGGCGCCGCUGGCCACCAGGACCGCAGCAAUUCGGGGCAGUAUCCUGCAAAAGGGGGACCCCAGCAGCCCCAUAAUAAAGGCUGUGUGGCUCCCACAGCUGGAUUGGCAGCCCUUCUGUUGGCCGUGGCUGCUGGUGUCCUGCUGUGAGCUUCUCCACCUGGAAAUUUCCCUCUCACCUACUUCUCUGGCACUGGGUACCUCUCUUCCCAUCACUUCCUGUUCCCACCAUGGGACUGGGCUGGCCCAGCCCCUGUUUUUCCAACAUUCCCCAGUAUCCCCAGCUUCUGCUGCGCUGGUUUGCGGCUUCGGGAAAUAAAAUACUGUUGUAUAUAUCC
Molecule: messenger RNA, 1287 nt
Organism: Symphalangus syndactylus (siamang)
Lineage: Eukaryota; Metazoa; Chordata; Mammalia; Primates; Hylobatidae
Gene: LYPD3
Product: LY6/PLAUR domain containing 3
Cellular component (GO): plasma membrane
Source: RefSeq, a predicted model, not a curated record